Messenger RNA from Pyrus x bretschneideri (Chinese white pear), 927 nucleotides. RefSeq names its product 36.4 kDa proline-rich protein. Lineage: Eukaryota; Viridiplantae; Streptophyta; Magnoliopsida; Rosales; Rosaceae. The transcript is spliced from 2 exons. The coding region runs from base 70 to 651 and encodes 193 amino acids. The record is from RefSeq and is a predicted model, not a curated record.
AACCCUUACCACAGCAGCACUCUGCCUCUCUCUCUCUCUCUCUCUCUCUCUCUUCAAAGAGAGACAGACAUGGCGGAAUCCAGCAAGCUCCAUGCUCUCUUCCUCAUUUGCUUGCUCUUCAUUUCCUCAGCCUCUCCAAUCCUCGGUUGUGGCUAUUGCGGCAAGCCAAAGCACAAGCCUAUUAAACCUACGAAACCUCCCAAAGGCCCUAUAAUCGUUCCACCCAUUCAUGUCAAGCCACCUGGCGUCAAAGUCCCUCCAGUCACAGUCCCUCCCAUCGUAAAACCACCAGUCACAAUACCGCCCAUUGUCAAACCACCAGUUACGAAUCCACCAAGUCCAGGGACACCAUGCCCUCCACCUCCAGGGAAACCUAGUCCGGCUUCCAAGGGCACAUGCCCCAUUGACACAUUGAAACUGGGUGCUUGUGUGGAUCUUCUGGGCGGGUUGGUCCACAUUGGGCUGGGUGACCCGGCAGUGAACGAGUGCUGCCCGGUGCUGCAAGGGCUUGCUGAACUUGAAGCUGCAGUGUGCCUUUGCACAACUCUGAAAAUCAAGCUUCUUAACCUCAACAUCUUUGUCCCACUGGCUCUCCAGCUCCUUGUCACUUGUGGCAAGAGUCCUCCUCCUGGUUACACUUGCUCUCUCUAGAACAAGACAUUUAGGUUGCUUGAUUGAUGGAUCCAAAGAAGGAGCUAGGGAGGAAAUAAUCGUCAUGAGAGGAUGUCGAGCCUCCCCUCCCUACGUCCAUUUGUUUCACGUUCCCCCCAAACUUUUCUUCUUUUGAUUAUUAAUGGUAUUGAGCUGAUGUUAAUUUGGAUGUGAUAUUGUACACACCAUUUGUUUUUAAUUAUCAGAAGAGUGUUGCAUGCAUGUGUGUUUUAUCUCAGGAAUGCAAAUGAAGCAAUCAAAGAUGCCUUUGUCUUA